Molecule: messenger RNA, 670 nt
Organism: Effrenium voratum
Lineage: Eukaryota; Dinophyceae; Suessiales; Symbiodiniaceae
Source: the annotation of a GenBank genome assembly
GCCUUUUGUGGCUCAAGCUUUGGAGUUGGCCUUCAGCUCAUUUUCUUUUGUCGGUGCAAUCUCGAGACUGGACACGGCAUCAACAUGACCCUGAUGAGGCAGAUGAGGCGCCUGGACAGCCUGAACAGCGACAGGACUGAGAGCAACAGCAGCAACGAGGAGACCCGCAAGCAGCUUUUGCUCCUUCUCUCCAGCAAGAGGGUGCAGAAGACCUUGAGGACAUGCCAACAUCAGCUAUCUCAAGUGCCAGAAGCAGCCGGGCUGAGCCCGGCAAAGCUGCUAAAGAUCUUGGCUGAAGGGUACACUCUUUGGAAGAAGCGGCCGGUGUGGGGCGCCUGCCCGGACGACACCUGGGGGCUCUUCCUGGAACAUGUGGAUGACAUCUUGAAGCCUUACUGUCAGGGUUUGGCCCUGCUGCCGGAGCAGGACUGGAAUGGUGUGAAGUUGUGGUGCACUCGCAUCUCCCCACGCCAGCUGUGUGACAUCGUCGUUGCCAUCCUUGGCUUUCACCGAGAGCCAGAGCCAGCGCAAGUGAUGCGAGUCUCGAGAGCCUUGGAAGGGACAGCUGCAGCUGGGACAGCUGCGGCUGCGUCUCCGCUGGAUUAGGUUGACCGCUUUCGACUUGGAAAGGGGCCUUUGGUUUAAACGGAGGGGAUUCCCUGAAUAUUGC